Carica papaya (papaya) is the source of this 2001-nucleotide messenger RNA. RefSeq names its product calmodulin-binding receptor-like cytoplasmic kinase 2 (gene CRCK2). The record is from RefSeq and is a predicted model, not a curated record. Gene Ontology annotation, biological process: protein phosphorylation. Gene Ontology annotation, molecular function: ATP binding; protein kinase activity. Lineage: Eukaryota; Viridiplantae; Streptophyta; Magnoliopsida; Brassicales; Caricaceae.
AGCCUCCAACCAUCUUCUGAAAAAUCAAAAGUCUUCACUUCUCUGUCUCACGCUUAACCAUUCCUUCGCUGCCUCUUUCUCUCUGCCCUGCCCUGCCCUGCCCUGCCCUGUAAGCAGCCAGGCCGGAAUCAACUUCGAUGUAUAGAAGUCGGAACUCUAGCACCGGGGGAAGGUUCACGCCGGAGAGGUAUUCCAACUCCUUUCCCUCCCCGACCUCCUCCUCCUACUACUCUGAGAGCUCUGCUACUCCCAGCCGCAAAUCCACUUCCGUCGUCCGUUCCGCUGCACGAUCCGUCGCUGGGGCCUUCAUCCACUGCUUCACUCCCCCAACUGUCUCCUCUUCUUCUCCCUCCUCUCAUCACUUCAAGCCUUCUGGUUUAUCGGAUACAUCGGAAAGUAGGCAUACUGCACAAAGACGAGGAAUUUAUUCUAGUUCAUACAAUUCUACCCAUGAAAGAGAAUCUGGGGGUAUACAAUUCACCAUGGGGGAUAUCCACAAGGCCACAAGGAACUUUUCGCCCACAUGCAAGAUCGGGCAAGGUGGUUUCGGGACUGUCUAUAAGGGAAGACUUGAUGAUGGAACUGUUGUUGCCAUCAAAAGAGCUAAGAAGACCAUAUAUGACAAGCAUUUGGGCGUGGAAUUCCUAAGUGAAGUACUCACAUUGUCACAGGUAGAGCAUUUGAACUUAGUCAAAUUCUAUGGUUUUUUACAGCAAGAAGAUGAAAGAAUUAUUGUUGCCGAGUAUGUACCCAAUGGAACCCUCAGAGAACACUUAGAUUGUAUACAUGGCACCGUUCUUGACCUUGGAGCACGACUGGAUAUUGCAAUUGAUGUGGCACAUGCAAUCACCUAUCUCCAUAUGUAUACAGAUCACCCUAUCAUUCACAGGGAUAUAAAGUCUUCCAACAUCCUCUUAACUGAAAAUUUUCGAGCCAAGGUUGCUGACUUUGGUUUUGCUAGAAUGGCUGCUGACAGUGAGUCUGAUGCCACCCAUAUAUCCACCCAAGUUAAAGGAACUGCUGGCUACUUGGACCCAGAAUAUCUGAGGACCUACCAACUUACUGAGAAGAGUGAUGUUUAUUCAUUCGGUGUGUUACUCGUUGAACUGGUUACAGGUAGACGUCCCAUUGAAGCAAAACGAGAACUCAAUGAGAGGAUAACGGCAAAAUGGGCGUUGAAGAAGUUCACUGAUGAUAAUGCUAUUUCAACCUUGGACCCAAAGCUGGAAGAGUCUGCUGGUAAUAGAUUAGCCAUUGAAAAGAUUUAUGAACUCUCUUGGCGAUGUUUGGCUCCACGCAGACAAACCAGACCAAGCAUGAGGAAGUGUGCCGAGAUCCUAUGGAGCAUCCGCAAGGACUACAGGGAGCAAUUAGCUUUAGACAUCCGAUCACUAUCAUCUCAUUCUAUGAAAAGCAGUUGAGUGAGAGGAAACUAGUGGCAGGGUGGCUGAACACGAGGAUUUAGAAGUUAUAAACUGGUAUAGUUAUGCUUGCAUCAUUUGCCGAAAAUAUAACUAGGAAGAAAAGAAUGGUUGCUAGUUUUCAUAAAAAAUUAUAGAGAGAAUUCAAGAGGGAAUAAUGGUGGAGUUGGCUCUGAAAAUGGAUGUGAAGAGAUUGGUUUGAAGAGGAGUUGUUGGAAGAGUAUAUUGAAAUUCUGUUCACCUUGGCUCAUUUAUAGCAAAACAAAAUUGUUGUGCAGAUAGCUGAUGAAGUGCCUUCCAAUUUCUUCUUUGUAUACUUGUUUAGUUGUCCGAGAUUUGAGAAAUUUAAUUGGGAACCUUUAUUAUCGGAAAUUGUUUAGGUAUAUGAAAUAGCUUAGGGGCCCCUUUUAAAGCAGUAGUUCUUGUAAUUCAGAUAUAGAUAAUUAAGACUUUUGAUUGAAGAUGUAAGGAACUUUUUACAGUUCUAUUUUCUUUGGUUUCUUCCAUUUGGAUCUUAGAAGUUGUAAUUGGGUGAUCAAUGAUUUAGUGAGGAAAGCUUCACAGGUGUUACGGAAGACAA